This is a messenger RNA of Rhodofomes roseus, 2018 nucleotides long. RefSeq lists its product as uncharacterized. The record is from RefSeq and is a predicted model, not a curated record. The transcript has 3 exons. NCBI's taxonomy places the organism in Eukaryota, Fungi, Basidiomycota, Agaricomycetes, Polyporales, Fomitopsidaceae. The coding region runs from base 103 to 1923 and encodes 606 amino acids.
CAUGGAGCACGUCUCACUCUGUAUGGGCCUGUGCUUCUCUUCCCAUCUUCACUGUACUGACAAUGGUUCAGGUAAAGCGUCCCGAGCUCCUUCAUCCAUACUAUGUCGCUCCGCGGUGGUCUGGGCAAGGAAACUAUAGGUGCGUGUCCGCGCAAUCGAGCCUUCUGCAGAGCUGAAGCUUACAGCUGCGGCUAUAGCAGUGCCUCAGCUUACAGUGCCAGUCCGGAGCGGCCUCCAACUUCAGGAUCUAGUGCGUCUGGAGACACAUUGCCACACGCCGUCAGCAGAUGGGGAGCGGGGGAAACGGCCAUCGGUACCACAUACACGAGGUAUUCGACGCCACCACAAGACAACGCUCCAUUUCGCGAGUACAACCCAUUGAAGCGUCCAAGACCCGACGAGGACGCGUCAUAUGUCAGUUACGAUACACGACUUGCCCACCACACACCACCACCACCCAAGAGAGUGAGGACAAGCGCCUCGCCAGCUCCCUCUGAGGAUUCGAUGGUUUCUGAUUCUUCAUCGUCUCGUUGUCCCGAAGUUGUCUCCCUGCAUGGUGGUUGUGUCGUCUCAUCGAAGAAUCCCGUGGAUGUAGGAGACGCGCAGUCGAUCAUUGCCUACAACACGCUGCGACCGCCACCUACACGCCUGGCAUCCAUGGCAUCCAUGACCUCCUUCACCUUGGACUCCGCGCGUGCGAUGGACACUAUCCACGACCUUGCAGCCCAGCGUCAGUCACUGGCGAGGCCACGUGCGACGCCAUCUUCAUCUCUGAGCGCUGGACAGUCGCCAGCAUCCGCGUUCGGGGCCCCGCCAGCCAUCGCGGAGAAGGCGUCGAGGCUAUCCUCGGGUCACUCUGUCGAGUCGAGUGCUUCCCUUGGGAUGCAGCAGUCGUCACCAUCUGGGUCUGAGCGCCAUAGGUCAGUUACGCCUCCGGAGGCAUCGGUGGCGCCGACGAUACCCGUAUUCGACAUACCGACUAUGUCGCCUACGGCAACGACAUGGACGUUCCAGGUCCCGCCUCCCGAGUUUCCGCCUCCUGAAGUACCGCCUCCCCAGAUACCGCCUCUCACAUAUGUGGUCACAACGCCUGCGCACGUGCUGGCUACACUCCCAUCUCCUUACGCUCCGCCCAACGCAUCGAUGUUCAACAUGGAUUCGUACGAGGACCUCGGCCAGGGGCAACAUCGAAUCAAGUUCAAGCCUUGCAAGCGGUGGCUCGCUGAUACCGCGCGGCGAAAGGAUACGGACGAGCCGCCCAUGACGAUGCUGCGUUUCACUCCUCCACCGCCUCCUCCGCCACGGAAACCCAAGCCCGCGCCCCCUCCCAAAGUCAAGACGGAAGCUAGCGACGCUCAACUUUCCGAUCCCUUAGCGGACGAUCGGCCCCCGAAAGAGUCGGUCGCGCAGAUCGCAGUGGGCGCGGGGGUGAAGUACCAUUUGACCAAGAUCAAGUGUCUGUGGCCGGACUGCUCGGCCCACGAAUUCGCCGGGGAGCUAUGGCAUCAUAUCAAGGAUGUGCACAGGAAGAACGCUGGGCGGCCGAAACCCAGCGGGAACCCGAUCCUCCUUUGCAGCUGGGCCCCACCAGGGGAGCCCCGCGACAACCGGUGUACGCACCGGGACCGCGCAUCGAGGAUGUGGGACCACUUCAUUGCGAUGCACCAGAAGGAGUCGGUGUGCAAGGAGACGGGCGAGAUCGUGUGUCGGGUGGGGCAGUGCGCUGCGAGGUCGAAGAACCUCGACUUCCAGCGGCAUCUGGAGGAUGUCCACUGGAAGCUGGAGGGUACUGUGCGGUGGUGCGAGGGGUGCGGGGUGUGGAAGCGGUUCGACAAGGGGCGGCUGUUGAAGCACUUUGAGACGUGCGUGCGUAAGUACAUGGAAAACGAUCCUGGAUUCCGGCAGGGACUGGAAGAGUUGUAAUCUUGAGAAAUGUACAUGCACUAAGUCAUACGUUGUAAGCUUUGUCGAUAUACCUAGUCAUGCGCGCAAUGCUCAACCUAUGUUAUUCUGACUGA